AUGCGUGCGAUCUACGUCUUCUUCGCAAUUCUGGCGACAAUUCUGGCCCUGUGUGAUGCCUCGAAGAUCGACACCCUCCGAUCUCUGCGAAGCCGCCAACAUACGGGAGAUUUUGCAGCUGCCACUGAAAAUGACGAAAGAGCGUUUAGCUUCAAGAGCAUCUUCGGCGCCAAGAAAGCGAAGAUCCCAGACGACUUCGCCGUCGACAAACUGAAGCUCAUGCUGAGGAGCAAGACACUCAAGAACAACAUGUUUCAGGUCUGGGACGGCAAGUAUUCUGUCGGCCAGAUUAGAGCGUGGCUCAAGCUGGACAAGAGCCCAGGAUACACGAAGCUGUUGUUGUCGUAUCUCAACGACUUUAAGCGUUCGACGGGGCUUCGCAAAUGA
Molecule: messenger RNA, 387 nt
Organism: Phytophthora sojae
Lineage: Eukaryota; Oomycota; Peronosporomycetes; Peronosporales; Peronosporaceae
Exons: 1
Coding region: 1-387 (128 amino acids)
Source: RefSeq, a predicted model, not a curated record